AUGGCAAAUACUUAUGUUACUACAUCUGAUGGGUACUGUCUUGCUGAACCAGUGCAGUACUAUGAUAUUCUGCCAGAGCAAAUCAGUUAUCAGCUGUACGACACUGAUUUUCAAGAAUCGCCUUUUUGCCAGUAUUCUACCGUCCAGUUGCCAACAGCUCUACAGUCCCAAUCUUUACAAAGUCAUUUCAACACUUGCAGCUUGGAUCCACAGUUCAGUGGUGGAGAAUGUGGACUUGUUUCCUGUGAAUUAAAUAAACCCACUUAUGUGGUUGACCAUGAUGUUGAAGAUGGAUACUCUGGAAUAAAAAGGUCCAGACUAACUCAUUCUUCUAUGCGAAUUAAGAGACAGGAAGACCUCUGUGUAGUUUGUGGUGAUAAAGCAUCAGGAUAUCAUUAUAAUGCACUUACUUGUGAAGGUUGCAAAGGUUUUUUUCGACGUAGCAUCACCAAAAAUGCAGUAUAUCAUUGCAAGAAUGGUGGCCACUGUGAAAUGGACAUGUACAUGCGUAGGAAAUGUCAAGAGUGCAGACUAAAAAAGUGUAAGGCAGUAGGAAUGUUGGCAGAAUGUUUGCUCACAGAAAUCCAAUGCAAAUCAAAGAGACUUCGAAAGAAUUUUAAGCAGAAGAAUAGUUUUUCCUCUAGCAUCAAAGUGGAAGAGGAAGUAGACAACAAGCUUGUAUCAUCCACCACUAGAUCUGGAAAAGUGAUUAAGGAGAGCAUGGAACUAACUCACGAGGAACAUCAGCUCAUUAAGGACAUUGUGGCUGCUCAUCAAAAAUACACAAGUCCUUUAGAGGAAACAAAGAUGUUUCUCCAGAAAUAUGCAAAUCCUGAGCUGAGCUUUUUGCAACUCUCGGAGUCCAUGGUCCUACACCUACAGGGGUUAGUGGAUUUUACCAAGGGACUCCCAGGAUUUGAAAAUUUGACAACUGAGGACCAGACUGCAUUACGUAAAGGAUCAAAAACUGAAGUGAUGUUUCUUCACGGGGCCCAACUUUACAGCCUGAAAGAAUGUCUUUCGUCAGCUUCUGAAAGUACUAUGAGAAUAUCAGAUCAUUCAGAUCACUCACUGAAUUGUCACAAUCAGAGUGUUAAUAGAAGUGUUAUUUAUUCUAUGGAAACCUUUUGCAACGAAGACUGUCCUCCUACUACACUGACUGGUAUUGCUGAAGAAUUUAUUAACACAUUGUUUUACUUCUACAGAAGAAUGAGUGAGCUUAAUAUUACUAAUACUGAAUAUGCUCUGCUUGCAGCAACAACUGUGUUUUUUUCAGAUCGUCCAUGCCUUAAAAAUAAGCAAUAUGUGGAAAAUUUACAAGAACCAGUUUUACAGAUUUUAUACAAAUAUUCAAAAAUUUAUCAUCCAGAAGACCUACAGCAUUUUGCUCGUCUCAUAGGGAGGCUCACAGAACUGAGGACACUGAAUCACAACUACUCAGAAAUACUUAGCGCUUGGAAAGCAAAGGACCCCAAAUUGGCUAGUUUACUCUCAGAGAAAUGGAAUUUGUAUUCACAUUGCUGA
Messenger RNA from Puma concolor (puma), 1524 nucleotides. RefSeq names its product bile acid receptor-like. Gene Ontology annotation, cellular component: nucleus; RNA polymerase II transcription regulator complex. The record is from RefSeq and is a predicted model, not a curated record. Gene Ontology annotation, biological process: positive regulation of transcription by RNA polymerase II; negative regulation of transcription by RNA polymerase II; bile acid signaling pathway. NCBI's taxonomy places the organism in Eukaryota, Metazoa, Chordata, Mammalia, Carnivora, Felidae. Gene Ontology annotation, molecular function: RNA polymerase II cis-regulatory region sequence-specific DNA binding; ecdysone binding; nuclear receptor activity.